Messenger RNA from Lactuca sativa (garden lettuce), 2540 nucleotides. The record is from RefSeq and is a predicted model, not a curated record. Lineage: Eukaryota; Viridiplantae; Streptophyta; Magnoliopsida; Asterales; Asteraceae.
ACCUUAGUAUAUUGCUUAGAUGUGGUUCAAUUACGCAACAAAUGACAUAAAAUAAUAUUCAAAUGGUGAUUUUAGUAUACUGCUUUUAAUGUUUAUAAAUGGACUAGGCCAACAUAUUAAGCUCGCCGAACAGGCUGAUAAAAAAUAGGACGACUCAAAUGUGUAUACCGGAUCCCUGGAAAGGCAUUCAAUUUGUUCAAUUUCUGUUACUCCCGGCUCUCAAUUCAGAGUGCUCUUUUCGCCACUGCAGUGCCGUACUUUUAAGGGAGUUCUCUAGCAGCUCCCAGAAUCAAAAUGUCAGAGUACCAAUUACCUUUCCAUAUUCAAGAGGAGAUCAUGAAAAGGCUUCCGGUGAAAUCACUGAUUCAAUUCAGAUGCGUAUCAAAAGAAUGGAAGUCUUUGAUUGACAGCUCUGAAUUUAUUGCUGCUCACAGCAACCUUCGCCACACUCAGAAACAACAUCUGCUUGUAUCAUAUGAAGAACCGAUGGAUGAGGUAAACUAUGUUUGUUGUAUCGAUGAUGACACUUUCCCCCAACAGAGAUCUCUUCCUACUCUUCCUCGAUCCGUUCAACAGCUUAUUAUUCCAAGAGUAAUUGGUAGCUCUCAUGGCUUGUUUUGUUUAUAUGGCUAUGACCCCAACAAUAAAACUAAGUUGUUUGUUCUUUGGAAUCCUUGGAUCAGAAAACCGAUUGUUGUUGCUGCGCCUAACCUACCAUUUGUUGGUUUUGGGGUUUGUCCUGUGACUAAUGACCCUAAAAUCGUGUCAGUUACACAAUCUUCUUGGGAUGAAUCAGAUGGUGAAACCAAAGUUAUGGUAUACACCUUAAGCUCGGGGACAUGGAGAAGCCUAACCAGUAAUCUACCCACUCAACCACUUCAUGAUUGGUUUACUGUAGUAGUUACUGAUCUGUUUGUCUAUUGGUGUGUUGAGUUACCGAAUCAAAACAUGAUUAUGUCAUUUUGAUGUGACUAAUGAGAGCUUUGAAGUGAUAAUAAUUUAGCUACACGUGAUCUCGGGGACUUGUAUAUUUCCAAGGCAUGGGAGUCUCUUGCUUCGCUUCAAUACAGCGGAGACAACUGUGAUGUAUGGAUGAUGGAACAUGGCGUUCAUAAAUUGUUUACAAAGAUAUUCACCAUAACGACACCUCACGAAAUAGUGGGAUUUAGGAAGAGUGGCGUCCCUAUCAUGCAACUGACAGAUGAUCCUAAUGAUUAUGAUGAACCAAGUAAACUUGUUGUUUAUUAGCCCAACUCAGAACACAACAAUAUUCUUGAGAAUUCUGACUCGCCUUAUUCCUUCUAUGUGAAUAACUACAUGGAAACCCUGCUUUUGCUAGGUCGAUCUGACUGUAUCAGUUAUUGACAUAAAUAGAGGACGAAGAGAAUCGCCACAUUACAGUUUGACAAUUGAGGAUGACAUCUGCUGAUCAGUUAAAGUUGAUAAAAAUUUGAAUGUAGAUGCUGCUUUAGCUCCGGGAUCAAUGUUUCUAACAUCAAUGGUGUUAAACCUCACAUUUUUAUGAACAUUAUGCACUUAUAUGUUACUUGUUGAAAGUCAACUAGAUAUGUCUAGUAACCUCACUCCGUUGGCUUAAUUGGUAAGACACUAAGGCUUACAAUUUCUCACCUUGUUUAAAAGAGAGUAUGGAAUUAAACAUAAAUCCUACAAAAUACCAGUGUUGUAGAUGAUGAGAUUUUAGAACAUAUAUUAUUCUGCUGGUAUGUAUUGACAAUAACUAUAUUUAUGUUUAAGUACAUGUGUACUAUGGGUAUUGGGUUAUAGAAGGGAAAUGAGUGAUGGUUAUUUUCAAGGGGAUUGGCUGUCAAGUUAGUCUACUUAAUGAUGAGGGUAGUACUCAUUUAACUAUUUAAGUAACUCAUUAUCUAUAUUGAAGAUUGUGUGAUAUGAUGGUAUGGUUGAGAUUUGAGAAUAAGAUGGUGUUGAAACUACAUAAUAAUGAGUAUUGAUCUAAUGAUGAAUUAACUAAAGAUCCAUCCUAAUGAUCUGACAUAAUGAUGGGGUAAUGAUCCAAGAUGAAUCAACUAAAGAUCUUACUGAAUGAUGGGCUAGUGUGUAUCGAUGAAAUAAUCUGAUGAUGAUGAGAGUAGUGAUUAAACGAUGGAAUAAAGGUGAUUCUCUCGGGACGAUAAUUGUACACUUGAAGAACAAAGUGUAGAUAUUCUUGAAUGCACUGAUUGAUGGUGUAUGAAAGUUGAUUGUUAUUUUAUGUUAUGUUGUUGUUAUGUUCAUACAUUUUUAUCGUUAAUUUACAUGGGAAUAUAACCUUACUCACUGAGCUUAUUAGCUUAUAGAUGCUUUUACCAUUUUUUGAAUCAUGUUACAGGUGGUGGCACAAACGGUAAGUGAAAAGAAGUAGCUUAGCUUGUAGAUAGCAUAUGGGGAUUUGUAGACUUUGAUGCUCUGGAUGUAGUAAUAUUGUGUCAUGCCAUUUGUGUGGUUUUGGUUUAUUGUGGUAUGUGUGCUAAUAUGUACCUGGAUAUCCUUAGUUGAUAUGAAAGUGCAUCAUUUUGUGUCAA